AUGAAAGACGAUUUAGUCACUGCAAAUGAGUACAAGGACAAAUUCAAGGCCAACUUUGCCAAACUUGAUGAAUUACUGAAGAGUCAGAGAGAUGUUAAUGAUAAAAGAUGUCUUGCUAUGAAGAAGGAGAAAGCUCUGGUACUGGACAACAAGAUAAAUCAUCCGGUUAGAAGCAUAAUCAUGCCAACAAUCAGUACCAAAAAUCACUGUUCCUCUAUAGAAAAUUUACUCUUUAAGAAACCCAAAUCCAUGGGGUCAAUAAUAUUAGGGAUAUCUUGGAUUAGCCUAUCAAAAGAUUCAAAAACAAAAGGCCAUUUGUCUAUGGAGCGGCUUUCCGAUAGUUUGCUUAUCAGUUUCGUAGUCCUGUUUAGCAUGACCCUGCAGCUUGUGUUGGUAUUUGGGGGAUCAUUCAGACAUCGCUUUUCAUCGAUAGUUUUGCAGUUAGUUCUGUGGUUGGCUUAUAUGUCUUCGGAUGCUGUGGCUAUCUAUGCCCUUGGGACAAUGGCACGAGAGUCUUCUCAUACUAGGAUAUUUGGGGUUUGGGCUCCACUUUUGCUGUUGCACUUGGGAGGUCCAGAUACAAUCACUGCAUAUUCCACGGUUGACAACGAGUUGUGGACAAGGCACUUGUUGAUUAUGCUGUACCAGGUAUUAGUGGCAAUCUAUGUAAUGUAUGCAUCCGAUAUGAAAAGCUAUUUACUAGCUGCUUCCAUCCUCCUAUUAUUGGUAGGAGGCUUUAAGUACGCAGAAAAAACAGCUACCUUGAGAUUAGCCAGCAAUUCCCAAAUAGUAAAGUACUGUCAACCAGUGUACAAAUAUAUGAGCAUAGAGGACUACUCGAGAAGAUGCAGCUAUGCGGUAAUGGGUCUCGUGAAGUGGGAAAGAACAUGGACUACAAGGGAGAUAAAAUUUCCCACAAUUAUUCAAGAUAUUUGGAGAGAUCAGAGUCAACAAGGAAUGGAAAACUAUAUCCUCUGCUUGUCUCACGCUUUGUUCAAAAUGAAUAUGCGAAGGUACACAGAUCUGUAUAUUCAUGAAAUACAGUGGGAAGAGACUAGAGAAUUCUUUUUUCGUGACCGUUUAUCUCAUUUAUCUGAAGACAAUAUAUUUACAGUAAUAGAAAUAGAAUUAAAGUUCAUGUAUGAUGCAUUGUUCUCCAAGUCAAUGUUCAUAGCCUUCAGCAAAAUCGGGGCUACAAUGCGCAUAAUCAACAUCUGUCUGCUGGUAGCUGGCGGUUUGUGUACUUACAGAGGAUUGAUUCCCGGACAUGAGAAAGUGGAAGUGGUGGCCUAUAUUGUUAUUUCUGUAGCAGUGAUAGUGGAGCUGCUUCAAUUAUUGAGAAUUAUAGCUUCUGACUGGACCUUGGUGUGGUUAAUUUGCUCAAGUGCCGAGCAGUCCCAGGAGGACUGGUUGACCAAAUUGAAGCACAACUCUCUCCGCAUUGCUCUUUGGCUGCUCCACAAGCUUCGGAGUUGGCGUAAACGCAAGUAUUGGAAGGAGUCGAUCCAGCAAUACUCUCUGAUAGACACCUGCAAAUCCCUUUCUCCUUUCAAAUGGAAGUGGGCUAAAAGACUGAUCCUGACAGACAUUGUCACGUCCUGGUAUAUUGAAUCAAAGCCUGUUGAAGAGGAAUUCAAACAAUUCAUCAUUGGUAAAUUAAAUGGUUUAGCUUCUGAUCAAAAUACUACGGAACAAUGCAGACAGACGAUUACAUCCUACAAUACGAAGUGUGGGACAGAUCUGGAGUGGGCUUCCGGAACAGAUCAAGAACAUUUAAUUCUACACUGGCAUAUAGCUACCACAAUUUGCCUGAUGGAGCGCAGGAGAGAUCAGGAUAAUGAAGAAAUAAACAAGUUUGCUCGUCUCAGCGAGACGCUCUCAAAUUAUUGUGCUCAUUUGCUUGUUUCGAAGCGAGACUUAUUGCCUCUCCACUCCGACAUUGCAAGAAUGGAGUACAUAGAUGUCCACUCUGAGCUUCUUGACUUUCUCUCCAGGUCUGAUAUUCAACGAUUGAGGCAUUACAAGGAGAAGUAUGAUAAUCAGCAUUACGAGGGAGCAUCUACCUUAUCAAAUGGGGCAAAAUUAGCGAGGAUGCUGCUAAGAAUGGAAACUGCACAUAGAUGGAGGAUGUUAUCAGAGUAUUGGGCUGCAGUACUAAUUUAUUAUGCUAAUUUUAAGAAACCUCUAGUUCAUGCAGAGUACUUAACUGUUGGAGGGGAGUUUAUCACACAGUUAUGGGCGUUGCUUGGCCACAUGGGAUUUGGAACACAAAAGGACUGA
Messenger RNA from Cryptomeria japonica (Japanese cedar), 2280 nucleotides. RefSeq lists its product as uncharacterized. Lineage: Eukaryota; Viridiplantae; Streptophyta; Pinopsida; Cupressales; Cupressaceae. Bases 1 to 2280 code for a protein of 759 amino acids. The record is from RefSeq and is a predicted model, not a curated record. The transcript has 3 exons.